Molecule: messenger RNA, 751 nt
Organism: Panonychus citri (citrus red mite)
Lineage: Eukaryota; Metazoa; Arthropoda; Arachnida; Trombidiformes; Tetranychidae
Exons: 2
Coding region: 111-695 (194 amino acids)
Source: RefSeq, a predicted model, not a curated record
CAGAUUUUAUCUCUGAUUUAUUUGAAUAUAAAUACAAUCUUUUCACUUCGAUUUUAGCAUAAUUCAAUUAACUUAUUAACACUCACCGAGAACUAAAUCAGUGUUCAAUCAUGAAUUCAAUCAUCUUUACCUUAGUUAUUGUUAUUGGUUUUAUCGACUAUUCUGUUGGUGGACCAGUUUCAUUGGUAAUCUCUGGAUCAAAAUUGAAUGAAGUUUGUGAAUUAGCUCAAAAUUUGACAGCCGAUGGAAAAAAUCGAGACGAUAUCGCCAAAAUUUUAGAUGCUCAACUACACCAGAUAUUGGGACUUACUGGACCCUUGAAGAAAGUCCCGAUCGUCCGUUAUGCGGGUGCAACUAAGUCUCAUCCAAUGGCUCGUUAUGGUAAACGAUCCUUACGAAUGGGUCCAUACAUGGGAUCAACUACACAUUCAGGUGAACGUAAUGAUGCUUCACCUACCGAUACUGCAGGAACUACACAGACUGGAACAUUUAACUUUAACGUUUCUGAUUUAAUUUACGUGCUGAUCAAUGCCUUUAGCAGAAAGUUAAAGGCUCGUUGUCUUCCCAGUCAAUCACUUUGCUCUGCAAUCGUUUUACCUGAAAAAGUUGAUCUUCUUGACCAGCAACAAAUGGUAUCAAUUAUCGAUCAGCUUUUCCAAUUACAAGGCUCACUAAUCGAUUGUGAUUCUUCAUAAAUUGUAAUCUUUUUGCAACAGCAACACUAAUUAACAAAUAAAAUGGAUUAACUUAU